Messenger RNA from Paramecium sonneborni, 954 nucleotides. The record is from the annotation of a GenBank genome assembly. Lineage: Eukaryota; Ciliophora; Oligohymenophorea; Peniculida; Parameciidae.
GUUGUAUUCUGGAGCUGUUUAUUGUAUUUAUUACUUCACUAAAUCAUUUCUAACUCAGGUAAACUAUUACACUUAACUUUCUAGCUUAGUAAAUUCAAAACUCUAUUUGGAGAGAAUUCUUGCCUUAAUUUCUUAUUAUUAAAAAUUAAAAAUUAACAAGGCUCAUACAAAGGAUUACAAAUAUUCCCUAAAAUGUACUUAACUGGAAUGCCUCAAAGAAUUAAAAAUUUAAAAGAAUCCAAUCCACUUUUAUAAUAAUUUUUCCUCAUUUCUCAUUUAGGAUUAAGAGAUAAUCCUUAAACUUAUUUUACCAACAAUAUUAUUGACAGAGCCCCAAUUUUCAAUUUAAAAACUCCUUUAAAUAUGGAAAUUCAAAUUAAUACACUUAAUUAAUUUACAUUUAACAUGGAAAAAGGCAUCAUUAUAUAUUAAGAGAAAAUGGGUUUCUUUAAAUCUAUUAUGUUUGGUUUAAACAUGGCUAAAAAAGAUAUAUAAGCUGGCCUUCCUGUAUUUAUUUAUUUAAAUAUUUAUUAGUACAACAAAUAAAUAUUAAUUUUUGGGGAUUUCGUUUAUAAUCCUGUCAAUUAAGUAUUGAGAUGUUAUAGAAUUAGGCAAUUAGGAUAACUCAAAGAUUACUCAGAUUUCCGUUUUCAAUUUACUUUAACAUAUUUCUUUGGAUUGCUAUUUAAGUUAGGAGUUAUUGUAAGUCUUUCAACUUGGUUAUAUAAAUCUUAUAAUAAAAUAAACUAAGAUUUCAAUAAAGAAAUAACUAAAGUUUUAGUUUCUCAAUAACAUCAAACAUUAACAUGUUAUAUCUGCAAAGAUAGAAAAGCAAAUAUAAUAUUUUAGCCUUGUUUUCAUUUAAACAGUUGUUAAGAAUGCUCAAAUGAUUAAGACAAAUGUCCAAUAUGUAGAGAAUUCAUUCAAAAAAAAUAAAAAGUAUUCAAUGAUUGA